This is a messenger RNA of Populus nigra (black poplar), 2586 nucleotides long. Its product is annotated as putative disease resistance protein RGA3. Lineage: Eukaryota; Viridiplantae; Streptophyta; Magnoliopsida; Malpighiales; Salicaceae. Gene Ontology annotation, molecular function: ADP binding. The transcript has 2 exons. Bases 1 to 2586 code for a protein of 861 amino acids. Gene Ontology annotation, biological process: defense response to other organism. The record is from RefSeq and is a predicted model, not a curated record.
AUGGCUGAUGCUCUUGUUUCCGUAGUAUUGGAGCAGCUGAGCUCAAUCUUUAUUCAGGAAGUGCAACGAGAAGUGAGGCUCGUCGUUGGUGUCAAGAACGAGGUUAAAAAGCUUACCAGCAAUUUCCAGGCCAUCCAAGCUGUGCUUGCCGAUGCAGAGGAAAGACAGUUGAAGGAUCAGUUGGUCAAACAUUGGUUAGAUCAGCUCAAAGACGUAUCUUACGACAUGGAUGAUGUUCUGGAUGAGUGGGGCACUGCAAUUGCAAAAUCGCAAAGCAAGGUAAAUGAGCAUCCCCGCAAGAAUACAAGGAAGGUAUGCUCUUUCAUGAUCUUCUCUUGCUUUCGUUUUAGAGAAGUUGGUUUGCGUUGUCGUGUUGCUUAUAAGAUAAAAGAACUGAAUGAAAGAAUAAAUGGCAUUAUGGUUGAGAAAGAUAGGUUCCACUUCAAGUUAUUGGAAGCGGGAAUUAAACAGCUUGAACAUCAUGAAACCGCUUCUGUUAUAGAUGUAGAAGAAGUUAAAGGUAGAGAAAUGGAUAAAGACAGGGUUAUAAAAAUGUUGUUAAGUACUGAGAGUAGUCAAGGACCAGCCCUCCGUACAAUCUCUCUAGUAGGGAUGGGAGGGAUAGGAAAGACAACCCUUGCUCAACUAGUUUAUAGUGAUCAUGAGGUGGUGACCCAUUUUGAGAAGAGAAUAUGGGUUUGUGUAUCAGAUACCUUUGAUGAGACAAGGAUUGCCAAGGAAAUCCUUGAAGCUCUUAUGGGGUCUGCCCAUAAUUUAAACAAAUUAGAGACUUUGCUGGGAAAAAUACAACAAUCAUUUAGGGAAAAGAAAUUCUUGCUUGUCCUAGAUGAUGUGUGGAAUGAAGAUUCUACAAAGUGGGAGCAACUGAGAAACUCCCUCAAGUGUGGUUGUUUGCCUGGAAGUAGUAUUUUGGUGACCACACGUAAUAGGAAUGUUGCAAACUGCAUGGGCUCCUCACGCACUGACAUUUUAGAACUAGGACUUCUCUCUACAGAUGAAUGCUGGUCACUGUUCAUCUUUCCCAAAGACUUCAGACUUCAGAGGGAUACUUUGAUCAAACUGUGGAUGGCACAAGGUUUUCUUCGGGAAACACAUAAUGAAGAGGUGGAAGUAACGGGUGGUGAGUGCUUCGAAGCUUUAGCCGCACGCUCUUUCUUUCAAGAUUUUGAGAAAGACGAGGGUGAUGGCAGCAUUUAUGCAUGUAAGAUGCAUGAUAUGCUGCAUGAUUUUGCUCAAAACUUGACAAAAAAUGAAUGUUUUAGUGUAGAUAUCGAUGGUGCCACAGAGUCCAAGAUAGACUCUUUUUCUAGAGAUGCCCGACACUCCAUGAUAGUUUUUAGAAAUGAUGAAACCGACCCAUUACCUGCAACUAUCCAUAGUUUCAAAAAGCUUCGCAGCCUGAUUGUUGAUGGUUAUCCUUCAUCGAUGAAUGCAGCCUUACCUAAAUUAAUCGCUAAUUUGAGUUGUUUAAGAACAUUGAAGUUGUCACGAUGUGGAAUACAAGAAGUCCCAUCCAACAUAGGAAAGUUGAUACACCUGAGGCAUGUUGACUUGUCUAAGAAUGAGAUCAGGGAGUUACCUGAAGCUAUGUGUGAAUUGUAUAAUAUGCUAACUUUAGAUGUCUCGGAUUGUAAGAAACUUGAAAGGCUGCCUGAUAACAUAGGAAGACUAGUCAAAUUAAGACAUCUCAGUGUUCUUAACGAUCAGUUUGUGAAGAUGAGAGGAUUUGAGGGGUUAAGUUCUCUUCGGGAAUUGGAUGAUUUCCAUGUGAGUGUCAGUGGUGAAGUGUCUAAUAUUGAGGAUUUGAGAAACUUGAACCACCUUCAAGGAUCUCUUACGAUAAGUUGGUUGGGAGAUGUGAAAGAUCCUGAUGAGGUUCGGAAAGCAGAACUUAAGAGUAAGAAACACCUCACUAGGUUAGAUUUAUGGUUUGAAUCGAGGACAGACAGGAGGAUAAUUCGCGAUGAUGAAGUCCUUGAAGCCUUAGAACCACCUCUAAACAUUGAUUCGUUGAGGAUAGGUGGUUACCAAGGAGUCAUCCUCCUUCGGGUGUUUCCUGGAUGGAUUAAUAAACUAAGGGUUGUUUCACUCAGGGAGUGGGGUAAGAUUGAGAAUCUGCCUCCUUUGGGGAAGUUGCCAUCUCUUGAAAAAUUGAGAGUAGGUCGGAUGGAAUGCGUGGGAAGGGUGGGGCGUGAAUUCUUGGGAUUGGGAGUUGAUAGUGACAUUAGUAAUGGAGAAAUGACAUCAUCAUCAUCAUCAAAUACUAUUAUUGCAUUCCCCAAGUUGAAAAGUCUUUCCUUUUGGUGGAUGGGAAAUUGGGAAGAGUGGGAAGGAGGAAAUGAAGAUAAAACAAACAUCUCCAUUUCAACCAUAAUUAUGCCCUCUCUUCGUUCCUUGGAAAUUUUAAAGUGUCCAAAACUGAAAGCACUUCCGGAUUACGUGCUCCAGUCAACAACUCUUGAGCAACUAGAAAUCUAUAAAAGCCCAAUUCUAAAAGAGGAAUUCAAAGCGGGGGGAAAGGGCUGGCCCAACGCCUCUCAUACCCCAAACAUCAGAUUUUAUUAG